Acipenser ruthenus (sterlet) is the source of this 1389-nucleotide messenger RNA. RefSeq names its product stabilizer of axonemal microtubules 4 (gene saxo4). The record is from RefSeq and is a predicted model, not a curated record. Bases 48 to 1268 code for a protein of 406 amino acids. Gene Ontology annotation, molecular function: phosphatase binding. NCBI's taxonomy places the organism in Eukaryota, Metazoa, Chordata, Actinopteri, Acipenseriformes, Acipenseridae. The transcript has 13 exons.
AAGUGACAGUGCAUUGUUGUCGAUUCAUUUGCGUGUUGGAAGUUGGGAUGCGGAUUCGGAUUCCAGUCCUGUGGGUAAAGCGCAGCGCAUCAGCAUUUCACCUGAGCCAGGACAGUGUGAUGAUGGUUGGGAUCCCAGCUGGAAAGAGCGCCCCCUACGUGCAGACCAGUCUGGGGGCUGAUGUGGAGCCACUCCACUUCUACUGCACUGAGUACAGCAGCGGCUUUGGCUCCACAGGGUUCAAGCCUCGCUCCGGACUCCACACAGGGACCGGGUACAAAUCCAACUUCCGUCCGGCGCUGUACUACCGAGCCAGCCUGGACCGGCUCGACAACCCUGCACUCGGACUCUCCUUAUUGGGCAACUACUGCUCUGUGACUCACAAACACUUCCUGCCGUCACACAACCCGGGCGGGACAGAACCACUACCCCAGAACACAGAGUCCCGAGGGAGCGGGUUCACGAGAGAGCCAGGACUGACCAUCCCGGGACAGUGUCCUGUGUUCCUGCAGACAGAGUACAGGGGGAGAUUUCCCCCCCCGGUCCCCCAACCAGCAGUCUCUCGCCAGCACAAGACAGUCAGCUGGAAGGAGGACACAGGGUUUACUGAGGGAUCGAACCUGGAGCCAAUCACCUACCACCCCCCCUCCAACUACCGGGAGGAGCUGUCGGGUUACACAGACCGUCCCACAGGAAGCAGCAUCAUGAAGACUGACUUCCUGCCAUCGGCUCUCCAGCAGGGUGGGGAGGCGCUGCCACGGCUGGCUGAUCGUCAGGAACGCAUGACCGGCUACACCAGGGAGGGCGUGCCCCCAGUGACAUCAUCAAACCAGAACCAGCACUCAGACCCGCCCGGCUGCUUUGUCACUGUGAGCCAGCUGAGCCACGGACCCCUCGCGCUGUCGCACCCCCCGCUGCUGGGCAGGGUCACUGUGGGGAGCAAGGAGCUGUCUGGGUACAGUGAGAACACACCUGGCCAUGUGACUCAGUCAUGUGACCCCGCAGCCUCGCAGCGAUUCCUCACUCACUACACUACAAAGUUCUCUGAUAAGACCCCGGUCGGUGCUGACAGGGAGGGCUGGACUCGAGGAGGGAUCCAGAGGCAGAAUCCCAACAGCUACACCUUCAAUAACCAGCGACAGAGACUGUGCAGGGAGAGCCUGCGCACCCUGCACCCUCACCAGGCCAGGACGAUCCAGAAAUUGAGCCCUCCAUUUGAUGACCACACCCACCGGUACAGGAUCCGCCCCCUGCAGUUCGCUGUCUGAGGACCCCCUGACACUGACCUGAAGAGCUUUCUGAUCAUCACUCAGAAUUUCUUUUUAAGAGAAUCUACAAAAGAAAAUAAUUAUAUUUUAUAGACUCAAAAUAAAUAAGUAACUAAAUAAA